CCUCACGCAGCGCCCGAUCUUGGAGGGUUUAACAUCCCGCUGCCAAAUCCAAAGCAGUGCAGAAAGAGCAGGUUCCCAAACUGAGUUGAGGAAUAGGGUUUCCAUGUGAGGGGUUGAGCUCCUUGUGGAAUCCUCAGUGACUGAGGACAAAUGAAGGCACUUUCGUGUUGUGUUUGGGCAGGUUGGGCUGCACGAGCAGUGUGGUGGUCAAUGAUUUCCAUCUUUCUCUUCUAGAGAUCAAGACAAAUAGGUUUAAGUUAGUUUUCAGCCCCCUGCAAUAGUUCUUCCCAAUCCCAGAGAAGUGGCUGUUCCAGAGCACAUGGGCACUGCAGUGGAGGUGGAGAGAGCUCCCAGAGCUGAGAUCAUCGCGCUCCAGAGCAGCCCUGAUGAGCAGAACCUUUAGAAGUCUGAAACUUGGAAAGGACCAAGAGCAGAAGAUUGUCCAUUGUGACUAGUUCCUGCAAUUUGAACUUCAUGCUCUGAAAAUGACAGUGGCUGUUCCUCCUCCCCAUGUGAGAACGGGGGGAGCUGUAAGGAUUUGGAAGUGGGUUACCAGUGCACGUGCCCUGUGGAGCCUGUAGCUUACACGGGCAUAAACUGUGAAGUGCUCUACGACGCUUGCAUUGAACAUGACUGUCCUGCCCACAUGACCUGCACCCGGACUCCAGGGCUCCUGGAGUAUGACUGUGUGUGCACAGCUGGCCCUGCAGGCGCUGCCUGUGACGGUGUCGAUGAGUGCGAGAGCAGCCCUUGCACAGACCCUCGAUUCGAAUGCGUGGAUAGCCCAGCUGGAUACGCCUGUAGGUGCCAGCCGGGCCCCGCUGGAGAAGGCUGCCAGGCAGAAAGCUCCGUGUGCUCCAGCCACCCCUGCCUGAACAACGGCACGUGCGUGGCGGCUCCGGGCGGGUACCGCUGCCUCUGCCGGCCCGGCUUCAGCGGGGCCACCUGCGGGGACGACAUCGACGAGUGCGCGUCGGGGCCGUGCAGAAACGGGGCCAUCUGCAGGGACAGCGCGGGCGAGUACAGCUGCUUCUGUGUGCCCGGCUUCCAGGGCUCCAACUGCGAGAUCGACAUCGACGAGUGCGCGUCCCGGCCCUGCCGCAACCACGGCACCUGCCUCAACCACAUGGACCACUACGAGUGUCGGUGCGCGCCCGGCUAUGCAGGUGUGAACUGUGAUACUGAAAUAGACGAAUGUGCUUCAGACCCUUGCCAGAAUGGGGCCCUGUGCAGUGAUCAUGUUGGGUUCUACACCUGCACCUGUGCACCAGGUUAUCAAGGAACCCAGUGCGAGGUGGACAUCAAUGAAUGUGAGAGCCAGCCAUGCCAGAGCAAUGGGACAUGUCAUGACCUCAUUAACAGCUACCAUUGUGACUGCAGUGACACCGGCUUCGAGGGGACCCACUGCGAGCUGGACAUCCUGGAGUGUGCCUCUGACCCCUGCCACAACAGUGCCACGUGCCUGGAGGGAAUCAGGGGCUACAGCUGUGCCUGCUGGCCAGGUUACAGGGGGCAGCACUGUGAGGAGGAUGUGGACGAGUGUGUGACAGAGCCCUGUCACAACGGUGGCCUGUGCCUGGAGCGCUCCAACCCAGCCCAUUACGGGACACAGCCCCGCUUCCCCAGCAACUUCAGCUACAGCCAGGCAGCUGGCUUCCUGUGCCAGUGCCAGCCAGGCUUUACAGGGGACACCUGCUUUACCAACAUUGAUGAGUGUGAGUCCCAGCCCUGCCAGAACGGAGGGCUCUGCCAGGACCUGGUGAAUGGCUUCCUCUGUCAGUGCCCACCUGGUUAUUCAGGUGUGGAAUGUGCUGUUAACAUCAACGAGUGUGAGGAGGGUCCCUGCAAGAAUGGAGCUGUCUGUGAGGAUGGCAUUGCUGACUAUUCCUGCCACUGUGCCCCUGGCCAGAAUGGCAUUACUUGGGGAGGGAAGAACUGCUCUGUCCAGCUCACUGGGUGCCAGACACACGACUGCCAAAACGAGGCCUUGUGCAUCCCAACCUACCAAGCUGAGAGCCACGGCCACCUGUGCCAGUGCCAGCCUGGUUUCUAUGAUGCCACGUGCUCGACACCAACAACGUUUUCCUUUGCUUCCAGAGGGUAUCUCCUCAUUGAGCUGCCCGAGAACAGUGAGAGCGGGAGGGGCACGGCAGGAGCCAGCGUGUCCCUCCGCUUCCGAACCACUUUGCCCAGCGCUGUCCUGUUUUACCGAGGCCGUGGAGCUGAGUACUUGUUCCUGGAGCUCUUGGAUGGCAUCCUGCAUGCAGAGCUGAAGAGGGAGGAUGUUGGGUACCCGCUGCUCCUGAAGGGGCUCAGAGUGGACGAUGGCCAGUGGCAUCAAGUGGAAGUUGUUGUGCACAGCACAGUGCAGCUGAAGCUCUGGCACGGCUCUUGUGAGGCCGGGGUCUGCCUGCAGAGCUCUCCUGUCCCACCGGGCACUGCUGUGAUCCCACAAGCCUUCCUGAAUCUGUAUAUUGGAGGUGCUGAGGAUCCAAUGGCCAACAACACACGGAGCCAGCAAGGCUUUGUGGGCUGCCUGGAGGACUUGCAGGUGGAUGCUGAGGCCGUGCUGCCGGCGGAUCUGCCGCUGGGGGAGUCGUCCCCGGUGAGGCCGGGCUGUGACCGCACCGAGUGGUGCCUCUCCCAGCCCUGCUUCCACGGAGGGCUCUGUGUGGACCUUUGGGCCACCUUCAGGUGUGACUGUGCCAGGCCCUAUGGAGGCCCAGAUUGCUCAUAUGAGCGCCCAGCAGCAACAUUUGGCCUAGAGAAUUCCACCAGCUUUGCCUCUUUCACCCUUUCUGACAGCCUUGGUGCAGACUUCAACCUCUCCUUUUUCCUGCGGAGCCGGAAGCCCGAUGGUUUGUUACUGCAGGUCUGCAAUGGGACAGGCCCCUGCCUCACCCUGUACCUGAGGGAUGGCCAGCUGAGCAUAGAGGUGUCACCUAUGGACACUGUGACCUUUCCAGGGAAUGUGGUUGAUGGGAGAAGACAUUUGAUAGCCCUGUCUUUCCGGGGAGGCUCUGUUGGUGCUCUGCAGUCAGACGCGUUCGUGGGGCUGGGGCAGCUGCCAGCACAAGCCCUGGGAGCUGGCUCUGAGGUGUUCAUUGGGGGACACCCAAACCCCGACAGUGCUGAGCUGUGGGGGGGCUAUUUCAAGGGCUGUUUGCAGGACAUCCAACUCAACAGCCACCAGAUACAGUUUUUCCAGGUGGAGAAUGACAGUUUGCCAGAGGAACUCAAUAGGACUCAAACUGGAAACCUUGUGAAUGGCUGCAUCUCUGAUGACACCUGCCAGUCUGAGCCAUGUCAGAAUGGUGGCAGAUGCAUUGUCACUUGGAAUGAUUUCCAUUGCAGCUGUCCAGCAAAUUUCACUGGGAAAUUUUGUGAAGAGAAAGUCUGGUGUGAAAGUGACCCAUGUCCUGAAGCCACCACCUGCAGAGACGUUGUGGCAGGAUAUGUGUGUCUGGCUAAUGCAACAUUUAAUAGUUCUGCUGCCAUAGAAUUUACCACCAACACAUCAGUGACCAGAACUCUGAGCAGCUUCCACAUGGACUUCAGAACCAGAGAUGAAGAUGCUGUUUUGCUUCGGGCAGUGGAAGAGGUGGAUUCCCUCCAGGUGGCCAUUAAGAAUUCCUCCCUGCUUGUUGACAUCAGGAGCGGGAACAGCGUCGAGGGUGUCAGCUUCGUGAGCCCGCAGCCCGUCACGGACGGGGCCUGGCACAGCGUCUCCGUGUCCAUGGAGGAGCCGGCCGCGCUCUCUUCGCGGUGGCUGCUCCGCUGGGACGGCUCGGUGAACGUCACUCUGCAGGGGAGCGCCGGCAACCUGGACUUCCUCAAGAACGGCGCCUUGGUCGUUUUGGCCGAGAACUUCACCGGCUGCCUGGGCCGGGUGCAGAUCGGGGGGAUCUUCCUGCCCUUCCCGCCCCAGCAGCCGUACCCGCAGGCCGAGCAGUUCCAGCGGGCCGGCCCGGGCAGCGUCCGCCUGGGCUGCUCCGGGGCCGACGUGUGCGCCUCCGGCCCCUGCCUCAACGGCGGCACCUGCGAGGACCUGUUCGACUCCUUCCGCUGCGGCUGCAGCGCGGGCUGGGCGGGCCAGCGCUGCGAGGCCAACGUCGACGACUGCCAGCCCAGCCCCUGCGUCCACGGGGACUGCGUGGAUGCCGUGGCAGACUUCCAGUGCGAGUGCUUCCGGGGCUUCAUCGGGAAGAGGUGCGACAUCAACGUGGACGACUGUGUGCGGCACCAGUGCCUGAACGGAGCCACCUGCGUGGAUGGCGUUUACGGCUACUCCUGCAAGUGCCCCCCGCAGUACUCCGGACCUCGCUGCGAGUGGCCGUUCCCCCCUCAGCAGUGUGGCAAGAACUUCACCUGCUUGAACGGUGGCAGGUGCAUCACCGAGAGCUGGGGAGCCAACUGCUCCUGCAGGCCUGGCUUCACUGGAAGGAACUGUCAAAUCAACAUAAACGAGUGUGACCCGAACCCGUGCCAGAACGGGGGCACGUGCCAGGACUCGGAGAACAGAUACGAGUGUGUGUGCAGCGCCAGCUUCACCGGCGAGCGCUGCGACGUCAACAAAGGGACUCCAGGUGCUCUCUUCCCCUCCCCACUAAUUGAAGUAGCUGUCCCUGUAGCCUGUGGCUCUGUGCUGCUCCUCAGUAUUGGUCUCAUAUUCAUGGUUCUCACGGCAAGGAAGAGGCGCCAGUCCGAGGGGACCUACAGCCCGAGCCAGCAGGAGGUGGCAGGAGCUCGGCUGGAGAUGGACAGUGUCCUAAAGGUGCCACCCGAAGAGCGCCUAAUCUAGGCCCUGCCAUGCCCAGGGCCUGCACCUGCAAGGUCUGCCUGGAGCUGGAGCUCUUCCAGCCCUGGCAGCAGCAGAUCCACCCCGUCCCCGUUCCCCUAGGCCCCGCUCACCGAGAACGGACAUCGCGCGCGGGCGGCGGGGCUGGGGCUGCUGCACCCCGACGGCUCCGGGCAGCCUCUGCCCUCCCUCCUGCCCUGCCCCGGGCUGGCCAUCGCUCAUCUCAGCAGGAGCUGGAGUGCCUCUGGCUCCUGUCCCCUCCCAGGCAGGAGAGGCACAUUAAAUCUGCUUUCCAAGGCAGGGUGACCCGAGGCACCUGUGCAGGUUCAGCUCCCUGAGCCCCACUCAGGAGCUGGGAAGGUCGUGGCUGGUUUGGGUAUUCUACUCUGGUUUUGUCAACAGCUGAAAAACAUUCAAACUCUCUCAGCUCAGGCGUGUGAGGUUUUCAGAGUCUUCAACAGCAACAGCAGCUGUGACCUCCCUGUGACAGCCCUGUGUCAGAGGGAAUUGUCAGGAAUUAUCAAAGUCCUUGUAUAAAUCAGUGUUGAAUGCCCUGGUGCUGUUAGACAUUCCCAUGGGUACCAUGUGGGGAAGGGAGGGGCAGGACUCCGGGGCUUUGGGCCAGUGCAGGAGCUGCCCGAUGCUGGACUUUGGGUGUGCAUGGAGGGGAGAGGGGAGCAGGAAAAGGGUCACCAGCCUCCUGUGCAUUCCCUGCGCUCCGUGGGACAGGGCAAGGGGGAGCUCCUGCCCUGCACCGCUGCCAGCACAGCGCGGCUGAGGGAGGCACUGGGGGCUGGGGGCUGUGAAAUGCAGCUGCGUCCUGGUGGAAGCUCUGAGUAACUCCCUGUUCUACCACAGCAGCGAGUGUGGGCGCACCUCAGCCACUCCUCUGUGGUGGGAGCAGUCGGGGCUGCGGGGGCCGCCCUGCUCCUCGCACUGGUUGUAGCCACGGCGAUUGCCAUGAAGAGGAGGAGAGCGACUCAGGGAACCUACAGCCCGAGCCGGCAGGAGAAGGACGGGGCCCGAGUGGAAAUGUGGAACGUGAUCAAGAUGCCCCCGACCGAGCGGCUGAUCUGAGCCCGGGGUCUCGCUGGGGGACAGCUCUGCACGGCCUCAGGCACUGCCCGCUGGCACCGCCCCAGCGCUGCUCACUGCAGCUCAGCCCACAAAGCACUCCUAGCAAACUGCUCUGGCUGUGCAAGCUGCAGCGCUGGGGAGCAAAGACCCCACUGCUGAGGGCCAGGGGAGGGAGCAGUGGCUGUGGCACAGCGGGGACACGGAACCAGACAGAGCCGGCUGGGCCCCUGCUCCUGCAGGCAGCAGGAAAACCUCCCAGGCAGGUCCAGUGAACGGCAAUUGAACCACUGUAUUCAGAAAUAAUGUGAAUAAUAAGGUUUUUUCUAAAAGACACAUACCUGUGACUCAUAUGCAAGGUGAGUGAGUGCUGGGAAAUCCUUCCUAGAGCUGCUGCCCUUCAGCUGGGCCAGAGCUGGCAUGGCAGUAAGUCCCACUGGGCUGUGCUGGACAUGGCUGCUGGAGCGUUGCCCGAGACCAGACCAAACCACAGGAAUAUGUGAAGUGCCUUUCUGAUCCUGAGGUGCCAGUUACAGUUUAACCUUUGUGGGAGGAGGAUGGUUUCAUGUUGUUUGAUCCAGCUCCACCACUCCCAAGUAGCUUGGACCAUGGAACUGACCCUCGUGAUGGCCAGGGGCUGAGCAUCAGGUGAGGAGGGGAGAAAGAAAGAGUUCUAGAAGUGACCUCUGGACAGGUUUGGGCUUGCUGGUACAGGAGAGUGGAAUUUAGUUAGCCAAUUUUUAACCCAAACGAGGGUUGGGGUGAGUGACACAGAUCUGCUUUCCACUGCACUAAAAGGGGUUUGAUUUUGUGGCUUCACUUCUCCUGUGUUACUGUUUUAGCUGUUGAAUGUGCUGUUUCUUCUUUAGCGUAAUGUGGCAGAGGCUGUGGAAGGAAAUGCAGCACAGCAGGCCAGGUAAGGCCUAAAGUCACUAGUGUUUCAGGAUAAUCACAACUAUCAAUAAGGAAUAUUUUAGAACAGUGUCUGCUUUUUAAUGUCCAAAAUACUUUUAAAAAUCAGAGUGGGAGCCUGCCUGCUGUAGCUCAUUGCCACAAGAAAAUGCUGUUUAUUCUGGUCUGCUUUGGGAUUUUUUUUUCUACUGUAGUUGUAAAUGUUUCUGUAAUUCCAAGCAAAGGGAGGGGCGUGGAACUACUGCUCACAUGUGUUCAUUUAAGAACAGGUGUGUCUGUGUAAGAACAGGCAGCUGCUGACAGAAAAAUGAAAACUUUAGAAAACAGAAAAAAACAGGAAUGGGAGACAGACAAUAUUUUGUCAGUGAGAUCUCUUUCCCUCUAUUAGUGGAGAAGAGUCAAAGGUGAGAUCCCAGCUGUGUCUGGCAGUGACAGAGAUGCCCUGGCUGCAGGUGGGACUCUGUGGCUGCUUUCCCCUGUUCCUCAGCACUGACUCUGCUGGCACUGUUCCUGUCACUGGUUUGCUCUGGGCAUUCUCCAGCUGCUCCUUCGGGAGGCCCAGCACACUUUGGGAACAGAGCCAGUGGCACUGCCCGGUGCCCCUGUGGCUGUAGGGCUUUGGGAGCAGGUCAGGGAGGUUUUCCUGUGGCUCUGUGCACAGGAGGCCCCAGGGCAGCAGAGUGUGCCAGGACAGUGGGGCUGCUCGGCACAGCCAGGAACUCCUCCCUGGGCUGGGGAAGGGGAGUGGGGGCUCCUGGCAGGAGCAGGGGUGGGCACAGCCCUGGGGCCCCUGUGCUGCCAGGCAAAGGCCACCGUGGUUUCCUGCAGCCCGGGGGGUGCAGUAA
Molecule: messenger RNA, 7629 nt
Organism: Haemorhous mexicanus (house finch)
Lineage: Eukaryota; Metazoa; Chordata; Aves; Passeriformes; Fringillidae
Gene: CRB2
Product: crumbs cell polarity complex component 2
Exons: 14
Coding region: 647-4801 (1384 amino acids)
Biological process (GO): axon guidance
Molecular function (GO): calcium ion binding
Source: RefSeq, a predicted model, not a curated record